AUGUUCAGAUCAUCGUCGUCCUCCUCCUCGUCGUCCUCUCAAUCUUCUUUUCGCAGAGUAUUAAAAGCACCGGGCCGUCCGAUCGCCGUACGAACCGAAUAUGUCGCGGAUUCGAGGACACUUCUGGUUGUGAGACCGCAAGGCGACAGGCAGUCAUCAAGAGCCUAUAAGAUUGAGGAUGGCGAUGGGGUGACCUUGUUCACUGCGACAGGUCGUAAAUUUAGUGUUCGCGCCUGUCGCGAAUUCUGGGAUGCUUCUGGACUGCCUCUGUUUGAGCUGCAUAGGAAGAUGUCGCUCAAGAAUACAUGGUCUGUCACGCUACCAGGAAGCAAGCAUGCAAAUAUAGCCACAGCCAGCACAGGGUGGUCCGUCGGAGACUUCAAGAUUACUUUCCAGAACAGAGCAGCCAUUGAGUCGAAAAAGGAAGAGGAAAAGAUACUCACGUUAGAGGUUGAGAAGUAUGGGAAUGCCUUGGCUUCGUUCGAUGUCGUGGAUGGGGACAGGAAGGUCGCCGAGAUUCGCGAAAGCAUACCUCACAAUGAGAGAUUGGCUCUGUUGCCGAGCUCGAAGAAGGGCUAUCGACCUGUUCUGGAUGUGACCGUCCUACCAGGAGUAGACUUGUCCCUCAUUGCAAUCAUUACAGUCAUGGCGUCGGAUUGGGUGUUUAGCUCGAACUACUAG
Messenger RNA from Aspergillus thermomutatus, 681 nucleotides. RefSeq lists its product as uncharacterized. The transcript is spliced from 2 exons. The record is from RefSeq and is a predicted model, not a curated record. The coding region runs from base 1 to 681 and encodes 226 amino acids. Lineage: Eukaryota; Fungi; Ascomycota; Eurotiomycetes; Eurotiales; Aspergillaceae.